ACGCAACAAGAGGCAGACCUGCAAGACGCACUCCGUGAGUCGAAUGUACGGAACGAGUCACAGAAGGCUCGCAUGUCGGGUAUGCAAGCAACAGCUGUGCUGUCAGACAUAUACCUUCGUGCGUCUCGUUCACAGCUCCAGGCGCAGGAAGAGGCCAAGGGGAAGAAGAAGUCGACGAGGAUCUUCUCCGAUGGGCUCCCAAGAUUGCUGACCGAUGACCAGGUCUUCGAUACUGUGGUCCAGCAUGAGCAUGCAGCAGCUAAGAAGAAAACAGACAAGGCGGUUCGCAAGGAGGCGAGGAGUGUCCAUGGUGUCGCUAUCGCGGGCUGGAAGAAGGCGGAGGAGGCGAGGAAAGCGCGGAACACGGCACGGCGCGAGGUUCACAGGACAGCUGUCAAAGCCUGGGAA
Messenger RNA from Fomitopsis serialis, 408 nucleotides. RefSeq lists its product as uncharacterized. Lineage: Eukaryota; Fungi; Basidiomycota; Agaricomycetes; Polyporales; Fomitopsidaceae. The record is from RefSeq and is a predicted model, not a curated record. The annotation marks the transcript as partial. The transcript has a single exon.